Messenger RNA from Schistosoma bovis, 1628 nucleotides. The record is from the annotation of a GenBank genome assembly. Lineage: Eukaryota; Metazoa; Platyhelminthes; Trematoda; Strigeidida; Schistosomatidae.
AAAACAUAAUAUCAGCACUUUCUGUUGAUUAAUUAAAACAGAGGUUGAAUCUCCACAAUACUAAAAAUUGCAAGGAAUAAUAUACUUCCUCUAGAAGACGAAUUUUGGGUUACGAUUGGCGCUAAUAUAUGAACCUGUGCGUUACUAAUGCUCAGAGUUAGUGGACUUUCUUUAGUCUGUCGGAGAAGUUAUGGGUUGUGGGGUUUCAUCUAUCCUAGAGAAAGCCCAGCUGUUAGACUAUUUUACAAGACAUUGAGCCUUCUUGGGAUACCAGUUGGAAUUUUAACAGUUUAUAUUGCCUUGAAAAAUGAGCAUCAUCAUGAAGAAGAAAUGAAAGAAAAGGAGACAUUCAUUCGUGUUUUUCCCAGAGAGAUAAGGAAGCUACAUUGGGGUGAUGGUAAAACUUACUUUACGGAUCACAUUUCGAAAUUAAUAAACUAUACGCCGCGCCACACAUCUACGUUUCCUAAGCCAGCAGAUUAGCUAAUUUGGCUUGUAAAUUUCUUAGUCUCAUCGCUUGCUUGUUAUGCUGGUUUUGAUAGUCACCAAGUUUUUUCUUGUGAACUCACCUAACGAUUUUUGUAGAAAUACAUAUGUUGUUCGUAGUUAUUUGCUUUAAUCUCUGAUGAUUUGGAAUUACGGGUUGCCUGCAUUUAUGAGACGUAAUAACAGUAACCGAUAUUUCUCGUACGUUCUAAAAACGGAAUCCAAAAUCUCUAAAACGUUCCACCACUUUUUUUUAUUGGGAUGACUUGUUUUCAGAUGUGCUGAAAGGGUCCUUUUACUAGUGUAUGAUAUAUUUUAACGUCCAACCCAAGUAGUUUAUAUGUAAUUAGCUAAUCCAUUGUCUUUUAAUUCGUUAUUUGUUGUCCCAACCAUCUGGGUCACUUCGCUAUCAUCAGUGCAUUGGAGUUUACUUUAUGUAAUUGUUUAGGUUCCUUCAAUAUCUGAAUAAGUCCGUGACUCAUUAACCAAGUAUAAGUUAUAGUAUUUAGUUUCAGAAUACUAAGAACUUAAGUCGCUAGUAGCGAGAUUUAUACCUUCAUAAACUCGUCAAUAAAUGCUAACAUCUUUUGACAGUGGUUUUUACACAAUUCCAGCCACUAAAUAGAUUUAUCCUCUCUGUGGUAAAUCAAAACCUUCAUUGCUAAAGAUUUGCACAACCUCUUGUAAUCAGACGAAAUCUGUAGUGGUUGCUCCUUCAGUACGUGCAUAUGGGGAGUUACAUUUGUGACAGACUGAUACAUAAGGUGCAGUAGUUGGUCGUUUCCACCGCUUCGUUUGCCCCGGAGAAUUUCCCGUCUUUAGUGGGUUGGUGUCUGGCGAAAUCUGAACACGAACUCAGGAGGACCACUUGCAUUCUACCAACUUUCACUACAUGUGGCCCAAGCGAAUUAACCAUCCUUCAACUAAAAGGCGAGUUUACUGCACAACACAACAGCUUCGUACUAUUUUAUGGAUAAGAGAUGUGAUUUAUCAAAGUAUGCGUUAAUUGAGGGUUUUGUAUCAUAGGUACAUUCUAAGCAUUGCUUUCGUUUCUUGAGACUACCGAAUAAACCACACCGGUGUCAUAUGACUCCGUAGACCGCGAGAUUUUGUGGCAUUGUCUGUCAUUGAAAGGCGUACCU